GAAUUUUAUUUAUCUAAGGCUGUGAAUUUUGGAUCAAGUUUGUGCUGCCAUCUACGUUGCGAGCCACGUCACUUGCGUACGUGAAUUUAGAUAAAAAUAUUUAGGGGAAAAAUGAAUAUCUUUCGGCUUCUUGGAGAUUUGGCGCAUCUUCUUGCAAUCAUCAUCCUGGUGUUGAAAAUAUGGAAGACAAGAUCGUGUGCUGGUAUAUCCGGGAAGUCGCAGAUUCUAUUUGCUCUUGUUUACACCACACGAUACUUGGAUCUGUUGACGACAUUCAUCUCAGCAUACAACACAUUUAUGAAAGUAGUGUUCAUCGGCACAUCGUACGCUACUCUUUACCUUAUGUAUGUCAAGUUUAAGGCAACGUAUGACCAUAAUCAUGAUACCUUCAGGAUUGAGUUUCUGGUUCUCCCAGUCGUCGUGUUGGCCCUACUCAUCAACCAUGAAUUCACUGUUCUUGAGAUCUUGUGGACCUUCAGCAUCUACCUGGAGUCGGUGGCCAUCCUACCGCAGCUGUUCUUGGUGUCCAAGACGGGCGAGGCAGAGAGCAUCACCUCCCACUACCUCUUUGCGCUGGGCUCGUACCGCGCCCUCUACCUGCUCAACUGGAUCUACCGCUACUACUUCGAGUCGCACUACGAUCUGAUUGCCAUCGUGGCCGGCGUGGUCCAGACGGUGCUCUACUGCGACUUCUUCUACCUCUACAUUACCAAAGUGUUGAAAGGAAAGAAACUACAGCUGCCUGCCUAAAAAACGCAGUCGGCGGGGGAAUCAUCCAAUAGCUGCCGGGCGCGUGCCGUGACACGACUUCACAUGUGCACAAUUGGUGAACAGUGGACUCUGCCAGCCAAAGAUAAACCACUCGUGCAUAAAGGUUCGAAAGGAAGGGGGGAAAAAAAAACAAUGUGUGUUUUUUUUUUUUUUAAUAUGUUUGACGAUCGGUGGGGCAGAUAGCCCAUCCGUCUGCCUGUCACACACACCAUAAAACUGUAUAUCUUUCUUACUUCAUUUGUGUCUCAUUUCAACUGAGCUAGUCACGCAUAGCUAUGCUCCUUGCUCCGUGUAUCCAGGAAUUUGUUUUGCACAUUUGGACACUCUGGUUUUGAGAUGUCUGUGUUGAUCUUUACUUAGGAGAUGUUUGAUUGGCAGGAAAUCAGUGAGAUCAAAUUUGUCAUGGUGCUUCACUUCUCACUAGUUGAUUAGUGAUGAGCGUACUUUUAUUAUACAGCGAAAUAAUUUUUAUUUUUAAAAGUACGUGGCAUUAGUAUUUUUUUUGGGACUAAAUAAAUUUUUAAUUUCUGUUUUUUUUUUUCAAGUGGCUGUCCCUUUUUUGCAACUUCUUUACCCAAAGGUGCAGUGGGUUUAGAGGGGGAGAAAGUUGUGGUUGCAGGAAAUACGAAGGCUGCUAACAUUACUACUUGAAUGCAUGAGGGCUAGUAAUACGAAUUAUUUUUGUCGUAAACUAUUGUAAUUUAUUAGCUUUAAUUUAACUUAACGUGAAAUGUUGUAGUUAUGAGAUAUAAAAUAUGUUUGUUGUUUAUUUUCAAAUUAGAAUUUUAAAGCUAAUAAAUUACUUGAGUAUGUAAUAUUGUUUUAUAUGUCAUUUUCACCUAAAUAUUUAUUUUGAUUAUUAUUUAUGAAAUACCUUUAUUUUUCCAAAUGUAUAACUUAAAAAAAUUACAUUACAAAACCCUGUAUUCACAUUAGUUUUUCCUGCCCACACACACUCUCAACCUUCCACACCACCUCCCGAGUGGGAGUAGAUGUAGCAGUGGCUUCCAGGUGCUGGAGUUGCAGUUACGCCCACCAGUAGAACACUUUGGUUGCAAUAACUAGUAUAGUGUUACUUACUGUAACAAAAACAUCUAGUUAAUUUUUGGGUGCAGAAGUUGCUAAAGGUACAGCUCACACAAACAGUCUCUUGUCUUCAAUUUUUGGCAAGUUUUCUUGUGUGGUUUGGGUCAGGAAGGUUCUUGUGAAAUUUUGUGUACUAAUCUUACAGUAAAACAAAAUUGGUCAGCAAAUGUGUCGUAUUGUGCAAUUGUGUGUGUUUUUCUUUGUGUUUGGUAUCAUCGGAAGAAAUUUUACUAAUCUGGUAGGUAUGUUCUUCUGGUUUUGUUUUGCAUUUACAUAGUUCAAACUGUUCACUGCCUCAGAUGUAGUGUUUCACAGAGAAGAUAAAUGUGGUACAACUGUAGAGAAUUUCAUUGGUAUUGACAGUCAACCUUAUUAACUUUAAUCAAUGAGUUGCAUUUAGUGUGAAUAAUUUUAUAUAAAAGAUAAACAGUUAAGUUUGUAUAUGUAGGAUUUGAAACUCUUGGAAAUAUAGUUAAUUAACAUACACACCUAAUUGGUUUUUUGAAACAGCUAUAUUCACCACAAAAAAAAAGUGUCAUUUUAGUUGGAAUUCUUCAUAUCCAAAACACAAUACAGCAAAACCCUGUUGGAAGUUUCUCAAGGUACUUGGAAAUUUUUUAACUUACUAGCAGGUAAAAUGGUAUGUAUUUAUAUUAUAGGUCAAGUACUAAAUUUUUAGAAUGUAUUAUGUCAGAAAUUUUCUAUAAAUGGAAUUUAUUUUCCAAGGGUUUUACUGUAUAAGUAACGAUUUUCUGUUAACGUUCAAAAGAAAAUUGUUUUGUUAUUUAAUUGAUUUUACCUAUGGCACAAAUAAUUUAAUUAAUAGUAUCAGUAAUGUGAAACCAUGAAUUACCAUGAACUUAGUAUUGGACAAGCAAUUAACUUUUGUGCAUAAACAUUUUUGUGUUUGAAUUUGUGCCAUUUUGUAGGCAUGUUAAGUGAUUCUUGUAAUUACUGUACAGCAGCACAUGUGCUGUUUGUCAAGCAUUACCGUGGUUUAUCGCAUAAUUGUCGCACCGUUAUUCGGGCGUCAAAAUUUGGAGAGAAUAAAAACUCGCAUAAACAUUGCACAAUAUUUUUGGUCCCGCUUUUAGAUUUCGAGUGCUUUGUGUAGGUAGUUUUUUCGUAUAAAACAAUCUAUUUUAAAGUUGAAAUCUAAUAUUCAUUUGGAUAUUACAGCCUACUUAUUUAAUCAACAGAAAUACAAAGUUGUCUGAUCUGUAAAUUGUCUUUUAAAGACGUUUUCAAACUGUAUAACCUAUAUCUGAUCGUCUUCGUCACCGCCAGUGGCGUAGCCAGGAUUUGUGUGUGGGGGGGUGUUAAGAAGCAUGCCCCCUCCCCCUCCCCCCCCCACCAUAUUAAAGAGGGGGGUCCGUGAAAAUUUGGAUUUUAAGGUGUAAAAUAGUGCUAUUUUAGCAGUUUUCGGUUCUUCAAUUUAAAUAUUGUACAAUUGUAAUGGUAAAAAUGUUAUUAAUUUUAAUAUGAAAUUUGUUUGAGUGAUGAAUAAGAAAUUAAUUAAAGAUUUGGUGCUAAGGGGAGGGAGGGGGGGGUUUGAACCCCUAAACCCCCUUCCCUCCCUGGCUUCGCCCCUGGUCACCGCUGUGUACCGCUUAUAAAUAUGUAGCCAGCGCUAGUUGGCAUCAUUCAUGUUGAUUCCCGUGUAUAGCGCACACAUGUAGUCGAAUUUCAGUAUUGAUAGCUCGCCAAUUGCAUGCAAUCUGUGCGCUCUGUCUUGUGCCGAGUUAACUACAUUUGAUAGUCUGCACUCUUUCGUGGUAAGAAAUGAUAGUUCCAGCUCAUGUUUGGGUCACAGAUUUCAUUUAUAUUUUUGUUGCAUGACUUGUUAAUUUAAAUUGUUUGGUGUGCUUUUGUAUACUCUACUUUUUAAAUAGACAUACUUUCCAUGAAUAGGUUUUGUUUUUAUGAAUAACUUUACCUAACAAAAAAUACUUUUCAAACUUGAUUUUAGUGCGACAAUUAUGCAUCAAAACACAGUAUCUCCCUUCGAAAUUAAUAAUUAAUGCAACUUUACCGAAGCUAGUUGUUAUGGAAAAAAUAGAUGUACGGACAUACUACAUAUAGGUUACAGGUAUGUUAUCCAAUUAUAGAUCUGUACCUGGACGUUAAUUUUUUUCACUACUUGUAAAACAUCAAAGUUCUGUAACAUUAUUCAUUUUGUAACUGUAACAUGUAAACAUAAUGUAAAGCAUUUGAAGAAAAAAUUUUAUAGUGAAUUAUACUCAUGAAUUUUCUUUUGAAUCAGUGUGGAUUACGUAACUGCCGUUCAUUGUGUUUUGGAACAUUUCAAAGGAAAUUUUGGUGUUAAUAGUUGGAACUUAAGUUUUGUAAACUAAUGGUGUUUUACGUAGUUGGAGUUUUAACCUGCAUGUGAAGUACCACCUAAGUAUUCAUGGUUUAAAUUAAAAUUAAGUAUUUAUGUUCACAAAAUUUCGCCAAAAUAAUUGCAUUUGAUAUUUAGAUACCCAUAAUUGUAUAUUAGAAAACCAAAAUACUAUGGGGAAUUUAUAAAAGUUUUGAAUCUAAUUUUAAUGUUAUUAAUGUAUAUGUUAAUGAUUACAAUUUGAUUCAAAAUUGAAAAAAUAUAUAUAUAUUUACACUUUACUUAGCAAAUUUUGUGCCAGUGUUUGUAUUUCCAUUCCAAAUCCAUGAAAUUGUUUAUACAGAUGUAACCAUCUAGGAAAAAUCUGUAAAAAAAAAAAAUGUAUCUUUGUUAUUGAUUAUGAGUAAAUUUAAACUCUUGAAUUAUUGUGAGUUUAAUGGCUCGGAUACAUUUCAGUUUGAAUGUUGGUCGCAGUCAUAUUGUUUGCGGGUGUUACACCUGUGCACUAUGCAUGAGCAAACGUGACAAAGAGUCCACAGAGGCAGGAAAAACAUUGUCGUUGAAAAGUGUUGAUCCUGUUGGUCUUUAAUAAAACUUUUCUGCUGUCUAGGCUGUAUUCUCUCUACGGCAGCUUGUGGGACGCAAUUUUUAAAAAAAUAGCCAGGUGUUUCUCAGUUAAUACAUAGAAAUCUUUCAAUUCUGGCAUAAAUAUUUUACUGCCAAAAAAAACAUGAAAUGACAUCCAACUUACGGUGUGCAGAGCCUGGGUAAGGAGUAUGUAUAAGAAUGAUGCUUUAGCUGUACGUUGAGUUUUACAAAUUCGUCUCAUAAAAAAUCAUCCAAUAGCUUUUCAAUGUUUUUUUUUGAAUUUGUUGGUUGUUAAGGGGUGUAUGUGUGUUAGUGAGGCAGGAUAAUAAGUGCGACGGUCGCUGGUGCUUCUAGCGCGGUAUCGCCUUUAAGUGCAAGGCUGUGUACUGGCACACAGUCUUCUCAUUGUGCACAGAGAAACCAUGAUAUUUGAGCGAAAACUUAACAUUUUAUGGUGAAGAAAUGAAGAUAAAGGUGUAAUGCACCUUGAAAACCCACAUUUUAGGCAUUUUCACUCUUCAAAUACUACCUCUUCCACCAUUAGGGUAUUCUUUAAUGUUUUUCGUUAACAUGCCCCCACUCGGAUAUCUUGAGCAGUUUUAAAUCACGUGGUUUCUUCUGAAGCGCAGCACACUGAAUGUGUGUCUGUGUGGGCAGGGUUCUUAAGGUUGAUGCUGUUCCAGCAUUGAGCUAUACCUAAAUGCAGACACUUCCUCUGACAACAGCACCGACAUGCCACGCAAAGCUUUUGUGUGGAAAGGGUUCCGAGUUGAAUCCCAACAUCCAGUUAGUAUGACUCAAAUUAAUAAAUGUUGAGUUUUUUUUUUUUUUUUUAAGUGGUUCGAAGCGGAUGUUAUUGAGAGUUCUAAUUUCCCUUACGCCUCUGUGCGUAGCCAUGCAACCUAAAACCAACCAAACAAAAUCUUUCUUGUGGUUGUGGUUGUGGUUGUGCUUGUGCUAUGAGUAGGGACAAGAUUACAUGAUGAAUUGCGAUAAAACUGAAAUAACACCAAACAGUACACCACAUAACACCAAACCGCAAAUUAAUACACCAUUUAGCAUGAAAUAAACUUUCUAUUUGACCAAACUUGACUCAAAUUACAAAAAUGUUAAAUUUUGCUAUAGUAAAUUCAGUGAAUGUAAUUUAUUUAGCAUGAAAAGUAAAAAAAAAAAUUUGAAUUAAAUGUAAAAAAAAAAAUCAUUAUGUUUGAUCUUGCAUUUUACUUUUAGCUUUUGUCAGUGUUUGAACUUUCUACCAAUGGACUCAUCAAGCUAUUUAAACAAAUUUAAUGUCAAAACUACUGAUGAGUACGCUCAAUACUCGAAUUUACUUAACCAAGCCAACAAUUUUUCAACUCGUAAUGCUUCCAGCUUCUGUUUUAUUUGUCCUUAGACACUGCCACAUUUCUGUAAAAUUGUCUCAAUUCAUUCACGAUGACACUUACAGUGGGAAUACCUAUUUUCAAUUCCUUGCCACUUGAAAAAGUGUAAUUUUUGGAUUCCUACUUACGUUGGCAUGCUAAAAUGUUGUAGGACUACACAUGUACAUCUGCAAACAGAAUGGAAUGGUAAAAACUGAAAGAUUUUUUUCAAGACAAGGGUGGGAACAUUAUGUACCUUCAAUAUUUUGAAUACAGUACAUUAACUAGCACAUUUACAUUUUGUUUUUGCAUCCAGUACUUUUUGAACAAUCUACAUCUAUGGUAUAACAGUGAUUGUGAACAAAAAUAUAUGUUUUUAAAACUUUUUUAGUUUUUAUUUAUUGAAUUUUAGGAGAAAUAAAUACAUUGUCAUGGUGGAAAUGUUGUAACUUAAAAAAUUUGACGUUAAAGCAGGAACAUUGUAACAGGGUUCUACUGUAAAUCUUCUAGACAUCAGUAUGACUGCCAGUGUCGAUGCCUGUGGUGUCGGCAAGUGUCCAGAUGCAACCAUUGACUGUGCAGCAAAUAAUUUGUGGUCCCAGCAUCGAACUGUUGUUUUAUCAAAAUGACUGUCAAAAGCAUGUGUUGUGGCAAACACAGCUUGGUGCUUCGUUGAGGAUUCAAAAUCAUCUCUUAGCGCUUUAUAAACCAGAGUUUUUAUUCAGUAAUUGAUAUUUCCUAAUAUGUUCUGCAUCAAAUCACUGCCUAAAAUGUAAUAAUUUGUACAAAAAAACAUUGUGUUUAUGUUGCGGUACCAUUUGUAGGCAAACACAUUGUUUUGAUUACAUUAUUUUCGUUUUAUAGUUAGUUCUGUUAGCAAAUCAUAAGCUAUUGUUGGUCUCGUGUACAGAUGAUAAUGAUUCUAUAUCAACCAUUAUUCUAUGGCAGUGGUUAUCAAACUUUUUUUUUAAUUGGGGAACGUUUAGAAUCCUACAAUUAAUUGGCACCAAAUACAAUUUUCUGAGAAAUAUGUUGUAAAGUUGUAAUAAUUAAAUAAUUAAACUUUUGAUAUUAACUGGUGGUGAAGUCAAGACUUGUUUACAAACAGUGCCAUACGGAACUAAUUCACUGUUUGAGGAAAACCUUCAGAGUCAUUCAAAUAACACACAAUAAUGAUGGAUAUACCGUAAUGAAAUUGUGUAAUAGAGUAACUAUUUUUAUUUUUAUGGAAUACCAUGGCACCCUGGUGCAUACUUUGAAAAACACUGUCUACGUUGCUGGUGUUUCCAUUACAUUUCUUCCCCUAAGACCAACUCUGCAACUACAUAUCCUCUUAAAGCACAGCCUUAAAUCGGUGCCGUGCCAAUGUGCUACCGUAGUUCUGAUGAUGCAGUAUGGAGCUCUGUAGGACUAUUUAGUUCACUGGCUUUGGUAAAAUACUUUUAUUAUUAUUAUUAUUAUUAUUAUUAUUACAGAAUCAACCAUGGAAAAUAAUUGUUUGCUUGAAAUUAAUACAGAUCAAACGUGCAUGCAAGUCUUAAAUGGAUGCACUAGUGAUUUCAUUUUGAGUAAGCACUGAAUGAGACAAAAAAUUCUGAAGUAAAUGUGAAAGGUUUGAAUGAAAUAUAUUAAACAAUCUGGUAAUUUUUUUUUUUUACUACAGGCGAUUUCACAAAUGACAGAUUAUUGAUUUCUGUGUUCCAAGUCAUUCCAAAAAUUAUGUUAGUGCAUUGUGAACAAAUGUUAAUUUUUGCUUGAGAUAUUUUGUUACAGAUUGUGUGAAAUGAUACAAUUGUAGUGGGUGUUCAAACAAAUUCUUAUAUUCGUAUUUGAACUAGUUUUGUAAGUACAGUAGUUGAACCAAGAAUUUCGUUACUAGUGGCAGAACCAAACUAAUUUUACUAUCAAGCGGAGGUAAUCGCCGUGUGCAACUGGUUAAACUUGAACAGUGGUUAAGUGUGGAGUCAGCAGAUGUGUGCGGUGCUUUCUAUUACAUGUUUUAGUGAGAUUACAUUUUUAAAAUGAAUCUUUCAUGAUAUUUUAUUUUAUUUUUGGCUUUGUGGAAAGUUAUCUGUACUUAGUCUAAACUCUGACGCAUCUUGUAACUAAAAAAUCUUAAUGUCACAGUUAUGUCUUUUUUUUAUGAAGAUGUCUAGCUUGUUAAAGUGUAGUUGAAAUUUGAAAUUAUCAUUGAUUAUGUAUUUAUUGCUAAACCCAUAACUUGAAAUAUUAUUUAAAUUUUGUAGUAAUUUUAUCAAGGAAAAUAAAUAUUUGAUAGGAAUGCAUAUAACAAAAUCUACCUUUGCACAUGGGGCAUUAAAGCUUAGAGUGAAAGUAAAAUAUGUAUUUCAAACAGAUUGAGAUGUAUAAGGAAAGGAGGGAUUGUCCAAGUUUCAAAUUUUACUGUUUAUGUUGUGACUUUUUUCUGGGAAAUAGUGAUUGCAAGAAGUAAGAAAUUCAUAUCCAAAGUAAGACAUAUUGUAAAUUUUAUAUAUAUGAAAAGAUUUGCAGACACAGCUUUUAUUUGAUUUUGAAAAAUAGGUUUUUCAAACAUUGUAAUAUUAAAAAAAAAUAACAUUUAUCUUCCUGAGCUUAUUUGGAUGGGAUUUGCUGUUUAUACUAGAUAUUUUAACAACUGUGAGUUAAGAUAAUUAUGUAGUGAAGUUUAAUAUAUUGUGUAGAUUAUCCUAUAAAAAUAUAAUUUAUUUAAAAAAAAGACCAAGAGGUCCAUAAUUUUACAGAUAAUGUACACAAAACUUAAUCCAAAAAUAUUAAAAUUAUAAAGUGACAAAUAUAUAAAAGUUUUAACUUUUUGAGAUCCAGUUUAAAGUUGAAAUUUAAAAAAAUAUACAUAUUUCUUUGUCAUUUAUGAUGAAAGCAUUUAUUUACCUUAUCCUCGUGUGUUACUUCAUAGCAAACCCACUUGCCAAAAUCUUUUAUCGAGAAAGAUAACAGUUUGUGUGUUCUAGGUAAUGUCUUUUGCUAUUUCGUUCAAGAAUUUGAUAGAGCAGUGUGUUGAAUGUGUUGGGAAUUAGGAUUCAUCACUAGUUUCCUUAAACUGAGGGGAAUUUUUUUACUCUGAAAAUGUUCUGUGGAAAUAAUUUAUUUGAACGUGAAUUCAUUCGAAUUUGCUUGUAUUGUUAAAUAACUGCUUGUUUUUUUUUAUAUUUAGAAAAAAAAAAGAACAUAUUGCAAGGAAAUGUAUUGUCAUUGUUUGAAUGUUGUAUUUCAUAGAAUAAUGGAAAUAAAAAUUUGCAUUAUGCCAUUU
Molecule: messenger RNA, 9415 nt
Organism: Bacillus rossius redtenbacheri
Lineage: Eukaryota; Metazoa; Arthropoda; Insecta; Phasmatodea; Bacillidae
Product: ER lumen protein-retaining receptor
Exons: 5
Coding region: 112-750 (212 amino acids)
Biological process (GO): protein retention in ER lumen; endoplasmic reticulum to Golgi vesicle-mediated transport
Cellular component (GO): membrane; cis-Golgi network; endoplasmic reticulum
Molecular function (GO): ER lumen protein retrieval receptor activity
Source: RefSeq, a predicted model, not a curated record